AUGAUUAUUUUCUCAUGGAAUGCUAGAGGGGCUGCCAGCCCAAAUUUCACUAGAGUUUUGAAAGAGUAUGUGUCUCAAUACAAGCCGAACUUAGUUGCGAUCCAGGAGACGAGGUGCAGUGGUACAGUUGCACAAAAGGCUAUUAAAAAAACAGGUUUUAACUUCAAUUUGGUGAUUGAUGCUCAGGGGUUUUCAGGAGGAAUAUGGCUCAUGUGGAAUAAUCCCAAUCUUUCUAUUCAAGAGAUAAGUAGAAACGAACAAGCUUUGCACAUCUCGGUUUCAUACAAUCUGAGGAAAUGGUUCCUUACUAUCGUCUAUGCUAAUCCAAAUGAAGAAAGGAAAAGGGAGUUGAGAAAUUAUAUUGCUAAUCUGGUCCCUACGAUGAAUUGUCCUUGGAUGCUCUGCAGGGACUUCAAUGAUAUCAGUAACAUAAGUGAAAAAAAAGGAGGAGCACCUCCCAACUUAGCUCGGAUAAGGUGUUUUAGGGACUGCAUGGACUCGUGUGGGUUCAUGGAUUUGGGUUUCCAAGGUACACGCUUUACCUGGAGAGGUCCGAUUUGGCAGGGCAGAGAAAGAGUCUUCAAGCGUUUGGAUAAGGCCAUAUCCAAUCCUGAUUGGAGGAUAUGUUUUCAAGAGGCCUGUAAGAGGAUAUUACUCAGCAAGUUGAAGGGGAUUCAGAAUUCUCCUAAAUAUGGGAGAAGCGAGUUCCUAGACAAUCUGGAGGAAGAUCUUAACAAAGAACUAGAGGAAACCAAUUCCAAUAGAGAUUGUAAUCUUCACACGCAGACUAUCUAUCCAACGAUGAAACCAGGUUACAUGCUCAAAAUGAAAAGAGUUGUAGAGGCGGAUGAAAUAGAACAAGCCAUAUUUUCCAUGGGUCUCUCAAGGCCCCUGGUGAAGAUGGAUUACCAGCGGGAUUCUAUAAAGCUAAUUGGGAACUGGUAG
Molecule: messenger RNA, 945 nt
Organism: Arachis ipaensis
Lineage: Eukaryota; Viridiplantae; Streptophyta; Magnoliopsida; Fabales; Fabaceae
Molecular function (GO): catalytic activity
Source: RefSeq, a predicted model, not a curated record